GCAGCUGGCCGAGCCAGAGGGAAGGGCUUUCGCUCCUGGCCCGGGGAGGGGCUGCCGCGGCCCCAGGCUUCGCUGCGGCCCAGACGGGCGGCGACUCCCAGGGAAGGGACCCCCUACCCCGACCCCGACCCCUGCCGCCGGGGCGGAGGACGGGCAGGGGCCGCGCCUAGGGACGGCGGCGAGCGCGGAGGCCCCGAGGCCUUGGCCGCGUCACAGCACCCACAUGGCCUCCGGAGUGGGCGCGGCCUUGGAGGAGCUGCCUCACGACGGCACGUGUGACGAGUGCGAGCCCGACGAGGCUCCGGGGGCCGAGGAAGUGUGCCGCGAAUGCGGCUUCUGCUUCUGCCGCCGCCACGCCGAGGCGCACAGGCAGAAGUUCCUGAGCCAUCACCUGGCCGACUACGUGCAUGGCGCCCAGGCCUGGACCUCGCGGGCCCACGGGGAGGGGGCGGGCAAGGAAGAAUCCGAGGCCAAGGUGGAGCAGGAGAAGGAGUUAGAGAGCGAGGCCGGGGAAGAGAGCGAGACUGAGGAAGACAGUGAGACGGAGGAGGAGAGCGAGACGGAGGAGGAGAGUGAGGAGGAGAGCGACGAGGAGAGUGAAGAAGACAGCGAGGAGGAGAUGGAGGACGAGCAAGAAAGCGAGGCGGAGGAAGACAACCAGGAGGAAGGGGAGUCAGAGGCGGAGGGAGAAACUGAGGCAGAGAGCGAAUUUGACCCGGAAAUAGAAAUGGAAGCGGAGAGAGUGGCCAAGAGGAAGUGUCCAGACCACGGGCUGGAUUUGAGCACUUACUGCCAGGAGGAUAGGCAGCUCAUCUGUGUCCUGUGUCCUGUCGUUGGGGCUCACCAGGGUCACCAGCUCUCCACCCUGGACGAAGCCUUCGAAGAACUAAGAAGCAAAGACUCAGGCGGAUUGAAGGCGGCUAUGAUAGAGUUGGUGGAAAGGUUAAAGUUCAAGAGCUCAGACCCUAAAGUAACUCGGGACCAGAUGAAAGUGUUUAUACAGCAGGAAUUUAAGAAAGUUCAGAAGGUGAUUGCUGAUGAGGAGCAGAAAGCCCUUCAUCUAGUGGACAUCCAGGAAGCAAUGGCCACAGCUCAUGUGACUGAGAUACUGGCAGACAUCCAGUCUCACAUGGAUAGAUUAAUGACUCAGAUGGCCCAAGCCAAGGAACAACUUGAUACCUCUAAUGAAUCAGCUGAGCCAAAGGCAGAGGGUGACGAGGAAGGACCCAGCGGUGCCAGUGAAGAAGAGGACACAUGAAGGCUUGCCGCCCCCGGCAGAGAAUCACCCCCGCCCCAUGUGUGUGUGACAGCGUGUAUGUGAUGGCUCCUGAGUCCUGUGAAAGCUGCCUAGCGACAAACACCUUUCCACCAGAUACCCCUGGGACCACAGCAGGCACACAGCUCUCUGAAGGAUGCCAGCCUUGUGCUUACCAACCGUGUGCUUCUCUGCCUGUUGUGCUCCGUCAAGGACAAGAGCCCCUUUGAAGCAGUUAAGAGGGCUCCUUCGAUGGCUGCUUUGAAAUGACUCAGGAGUGCCAACCCCUGCAGUAUUGUACAGCCAAAUAAUAUCACUUUAAUAGGCAGGAUCUGGAAUAAUGUUGAACUGAGGUUUCCCCCUACCUGCUCACAGAAAACUCCAUGUUGUUCAUAUUGAAGCAUGACAUAAAUGAGUGCAGAAUAGGAUAUGUUGACUCAUAUUAGACAGUCUCUGAAAGUCCAGUUCUGUAUGAAAAUAUGGUGCCAUGAAUUCCGUCAGAUGGCUUGAAACUAGGGUUGGAGAAAGAGUUAAAAGUUAGAAAGAUACACAUAUUUUUAGUAUAUGAGGUUUUCCAGGUCUUCGGAUUCAUAAUUCAGUACUGUGGACAUGAUAAAAUGAUUGAAGAGAUGAAAACAAAAUGACCUUGUUGGGGUAGGAGGGAGAAGACCAAAGAAAUCUGAUUAAAAGUAGAGUCAGUGUAUCUGAAUUCAAAUUGCCUGAACUUCCAAAGUAGUCACUGACGGAUCUUAUAGAACUCAAAUUAUUUGGGUGAAAUCUGCAAGUUGUGUGGGUUUGUCACAACAGGAAAGGAUUACCAAAUGGGAGUCUUCAGGUUUUGACAGCCUCACCCCCAGUGUAGCCUCAUAUGACUUAACUGCAGUGUGGGAAGAGUUCUUGUCACAGCAGGACUGCCGAGUUCAGCCCUGUGUCCCAGCUCACACACCUUCAUUUUACCCCGUCUGGAAGGAGUGCUUCUUUCCUAGCCCUUGUCCACGGGGCUUCAGCUCAUUCCCCACACUCUGGCUCUCUCUUCUUAAGCAACAUGAGAGACUGCCCUGAGCUAGGACCUCAUACCUUUCCCCAGUCCCAGCUCGGGAUUCCUACCCUGUCAAGUAGCAGUGAUGUGCUAAGGCAAUGCAAAACUACAAGCUUAAACUAGCAUCUUCCUGAAACAGUAGCAUUAUUUAAGGAAUGGCUUGGAGGCAGGGGAUACCCUGUAACAGGAAACAUAGUUAUGUUAUGAAAUGGAAUGUUCAUACACAUAAGCUAAGAUAAAAAUGAGAGACUAGAAAGAUAAUUUUAUUUACAAAUGGGUAGUUUGUUCGCUCUCCUUUGCCUUUAGUGAUGUUUUGGUGUAUCCCUCUGAGACACACAAUGGAACCAUACGCAAACAACCUUGGGGUUGCUGCCAACACAGGGCCUAGGCCUCUAGUGUGUCUGAAGCAGAACCAAAGGAGCCUGUGUUGGAGGAAAUCCCUCACUCCCACCUGCCUGCCUGCAACCUCUGUACCUAUCACAAAACUUCUGGGUCAGUUGAUUGAUGUGCAAGCAGGAAGGUUUUGAAGCAGAAACAAUACUUGCUUAUUGUAGCAGUCUAGUUGUGUCAUUGUUGAGUCCUGUGCAUGCUAUGAAAUGAUUUAUUCCCUUGAGGCCAGAAAGCUACCAGGCAUGAACACUGCUAAGUUGUGACUACCCUAGCUCACUAAAUAUGUCAGGAUACUCAGGCUGAGAGACAAAAAUGUUUCUCAAACCUGAGAGCCAACAAAUGACUAAGAUGAUUUUGGUGCUCUACCUGUCUCUGCAAAAACUGGAGAAUUUAACAUAGCACUGAUUACAACCUCCAAUCAUAUCCAACCAAACCACCCUGCAAGAAGGACCAAUAGCCACUCUUGAAAGAGCUUAAAAUAUCAAAAGGUUUUUAAAAAACUGUAGGGUUUGGAAACUUGUGUUAUCUUUCCCCAGCAAUCAUUGUUUGACCUCCAAAUAGUAGCCUUAUAUUAGCAAUGGAUAAAUGAUUGGCUCUUAGCUCCUAAUCAUAUUUUAUUACUUUAAAUUACUAUUUGAAAAAUCCAAGCAUUUAUGCAGUGGAGAUAAACAGGAAUAUAAAAAUAUGUGCCAGCCUGUCUCAAUAAAUUAUCAUGUCUGUAAUCCUCAAGGAGAGCGCUUUUGCUUUUACUUAGAAAGGGUUGCAGAUUUGCUUUAUGGGCUCCUGCUGUCUUCAGCACCUGAUAAAACUUUAACCAGGGAAGCAUUAAAUACAGCACAGCAGCUUCUGCCCAGGCUCCUGAGCUCCUGCCGGCAGCAUUUAUCAAUGUAAGAACUAGGAUGCUUCCUGCAGUGGCACCAGCUUCCCCCAAAGCUGGAGUGUGCAGCUUGGCCUUAAGCCCCAGCAUGACGAGGCUUCCCACCUGCCAGGUCAAUAAAAGUUAAGAGUGCUCAGAAUUGUGUCCUGACUGGCUGGCUGCAGGCGUCAGGAUCGCAGAAAUCCCAAGGGAGGCAGGUAUGAGUGUCACCAGACUGAACUGGGUACUCAGAGCAAUUCCUGGCUGCUUUCGAAAUGUUGAGGUUCUAGAUGUUAGAAGGAAUUGUCCUUUGAUUUGAUAUUAAAUCCAAGGCAGUCCCAAGAAGUACUUGGGAAUCUCCGUUUUGACAGACCAGGAAGGGAAAUAAACUAUUGAAGACCAGCUAUAAGCCAGGCCCUGUGUUACUCCGUAUCUAUUUCUUAGAUGAUAAAACGGAUACCAGCUGUAAGAGUGGCUUGUCUCCAGUUACACAGCGAGGAAAUGCUGGAGUCAGAUUUGAUCCCAGCUUUCCAUAUUCUGGACAGAUCCUUUUGUUCCAUGCCAUGGUACACCUGAGAAAUACAGAGGAAGGGGGGAAAAUGACUUCUGGUUCCCCAAGUACACUCUGACCAUCCCACAUCAUGAAUUCUUUUAAAAUGACAUUUGGCUCAGAAACGGCACCAAGCUAGCCUUAUUCCUCCACUCUAGCAGAUGCUUUAGAUAGACAUAGCUAACUUGGGCCUGCCCCACGAGUAGGAGUACUCUUUGCUUUUGAGUGCCAUUCUCCACAGAUAAGAGACUUCUUGGCUUUACAGAGUAUAGAAAUCUUCGGGAAUGGUAAAGGUGAAGAUUGUUCUCUCUAACUUUAUUUGGAAACUUCCUUGCUGUACAAAAAGAAGUCUUUAUACUUUUUAGUAAAUCUUUCGUCUGUGCUCUGUGAGGAUGGGGCAGUUCAGAGUCCAGUGAGUCUGAACUGUUCUGCUGAUACCUAGAUUGUGUGUGUGUUCAUGUGGUGGGGGUUACCUCUUUGUAAAUGAUGAAUGGGGUAUGCAUGUAUAUGUAUGCAUGCAUUCUCUAAGAACUAGAAAAACUCGGAGCAACCCCUGUCUUGUAUACUACUGCAAAGGUUCCUGCCAGCCUGUUGAAAGUGCCACCAGCUUAUCAGAGCUUAGCUGCUUGCUUAUAAGAUGCUUAACAGAAGAGCACCUCCCUGGCAAGAGUUGUCAGCUCCUAAGCAGUGUGCCAAGUCGACAGCCCUGAGAGAACUGCACUCCAAUCUUCUCCAAGGUGUCUGCGACACGGAGAGUUUGGAUGGCCAUCUACUUUGAUGACCUGUAGAAUUCACGACUUUUUAUAGUGACAGGACCUGGGAUGGCUUCUCCCCCAGCCUGGAAUUUCUUCUCCUGCUAAUUCCUCAAGUUCCACCCUCACAUAAUAGCUGUUCAGUAUGUGCUUUUCAAUAAGGAAAUCAGUUGCACGUUUAUUAUAUACCAAACACAUUGACAUCUUUCUGUUCUAAAAAAAAUCUUGUUGUAGAUCAAGACACAUCUGUCCAGCCCAACCCUAAGAGAAAAAGAAGCCCAAGGGGGUUAGCAUUGCCUUUACUCAGUUAUGUUUCUGAAGCCUCCAGCCCAGCCUAUUCCCAGAGCCAUAACAGGUGGCCUGCCUCUGGGGACUUGCCUGGUAAGACGCUAUCAUUUGGAACUGAGAGCACACCAGAAACAGAGCCAGGGCUAGAGCAGGACAGUGAAAAUAAAUGUAGACCCUUCAGGGUACACUGGAACAACAACAACAAAUAGGCCACAGAGCCCGUGUUAGGAUAGAUAAGACCUUGAGGGCACAGCACAGUCUUUGUGCUGACUAGUCUUUGUGCAGUGACAGGCUGCACUGCACAAGUGGGGAGAAGCAACAAACCCAUUGUCCUCUGCCUGUUUUCCUGGGCACAGUCACAUUCCUUCCUUAGUCAUCUUCCCCUUCCACACUUUACAUUAAACAAGGGAACACUCAAUCUUUCAAGGGAAUUACACGUUGAGUUAAUGUUUCAGUAUAUCAUUUUCAUACUGUAAAUUAUUUUGUAAGAGAGAUUUACUGCUAUCCCAGGAUGUUCAGACUUGGCGCCCCUGUGCAUUUGGAAAUCAAUAAACUAUUACUGGAAAUACCAUUUGUCUCUCAGAGUUGUGCACAGAGGACC
Lepus europaeus (European hare) is the source of this 5731-nucleotide messenger RNA. It is a transcript of the gene TRIM44, whose product is annotated as tripartite motif containing 44. NCBI's taxonomy places the organism in Eukaryota, Metazoa, Chordata, Mammalia, Lagomorpha, Leporidae. The record is from RefSeq and is a predicted model, not a curated record. Gene Ontology annotation, molecular function: zinc ion binding. The transcript has 5 exons. Bases 224 to 1258 code for a protein of 344 amino acids.